Messenger RNA from Botrytis porri, 912 nucleotides. RefSeq lists its product as uncharacterized. Bases 1 to 786 code for a protein of 261 amino acids. Gene Ontology annotation, biological process: poly(A)-dependent snoRNA 3'-end processing; rRNA catabolic process; U4 snRNA 3'-end processing. The record is from RefSeq and is a predicted model, not a curated record. Lineage: Eukaryota; Fungi; Ascomycota; Leotiomycetes; Helotiales; Sclerotiniaceae. Gene Ontology annotation, cellular component: nuclear exosome (RNase complex); nucleolus; cytoplasmic exosome (RNase complex). The transcript is spliced from 2 exons.
AUGCCUCUCGACACUUCAACCUACUCUCUUGCUCUCCUUCGUCUUGACGGUCGCAGAUGGAAUGAACUUCGCCGUCUCACAGCACAAAUUUCAACUCAACCUUCAUCCGAUGGAUCUUCAUAUCUUUCAAUGGGUAAUACCCAAGUUCUCUGCACAGUGACGGGUCCUUGCGAUCCUUUGAAAUUACGAUCAAUUGGUGGUGGUGGAAGUAAUAAUGCGGGGGAAAAAGCGGAAGUAAGAGUCGAGAUCAGUUUCGCAGGCUUCGCAGGCGUAGAUAGGAAGAAGUAUGGUAGGAAUGAUAAACGUCUCCAAGAACUUUCAAAUACCUUAUCCACAACCUUUGCUCCUCAUCUCCUUACAUCUUUGACUUCUCAUUCAACAAUCCUCAUUUCCCUUCAUAUUUUGUCAUUAGACGGCUCACUUCUCUCUGCACUUAUCAAUGUCUCAACUCUUGCUUUAAUCGAUGCUGGUAUUCCAAUGCCUUCUUAUAUUUGCGCUUGUACAGCUGGUUCUACAUCUUCAUAUUCAAGUAAUGAUGAAAAAGCAGAUCCAUUAUUGGAUUUAAACUUGGGUGAGGAGCAAGAAUUACCAUUCCUCACGGUUGCGACAGCAGGAGAAGGCGACGGCGAUGGAGUUGUGGCAUUGGUCAUGGAAACAAGAGUACAAGCCGGUAGAUUGGAGGGCAUGUUAGCUGUGGGAGUUGAUGGGUGUAAACAGGUCAGAGAGAUUCUCGAUGGAGUGAUUAGAACUAGAGGAAAGAAAAUAUUAAGUGGUGCAAUGGCUUAGUAGGGCUAGAUCUGUACAUUAGACGAGGGAAGAACAGCAUCAUUAGAUGAUACCCAAGUGUUUUGAUGGCGUCAUAAUGGAAAUGGGAUAGGAUGUCAGGAAUUGGAAAAAUUACAUCAAGGAAAA